GCAAUCGUCAUGUGGUUCCUGGGUUCUAAGAAAAAAACAGCGGAGAAAAUGAAAGCUUCGGUAGAAGUAACAUUGUUGUGGUAUUCUUGCAAAAAGUGCAUCGUGUUUCAUGAAGAGCAGGGCGCCAGGCAGCGCUUACCUGUUCGCGUUUAAAACUCCAGGCCAUUUACACAGACAUUCAAAGUGUUUCAGCCGAACAUCAAACUAUGGGUAUUUCGCUAUAAACAUAUAGGCCACUUCAAAGACGAUACAAAGGAGAGCGUGCCUCGCGCUUCAUAAAGGAAAAUACACCGUGCAGGCAGAAAUGGAGACUGCAAGAAGGAUUCUUGUUCAUCUGUCCAAGGAGAACUCUCUGCCACAGUGUGCUCGAUUUGUCCAGAGUAUCACUGGUCAUUUUAAUGGAUGUCAUAAUGACAGAGUUACUGUGAACUGUGUACUAGAGAAUAAUAAAUUCAUUUUAUCAGAUCAUGAAGUUGAAGGAAACCCAGGGCUAAUCCUCAAGCGGGCUCAUUUUUGUCCUCUAAAACACCUCUCAGAGAGUGAAGCCAGUAUGCUUCCAGUGGAUAUCCGUGAUCGUGGAGUAGAUGUGGGUGUGGCCAUACUACUACAAUCUGCCAAUGAGAAAGUUCUCCUGACACGACGGGCAACUAAUCUAGCUAUCUUUCCAAAUGUCUGGGUACCCCCAGGUGGCCAUGUGGAGCUUGGAGAAAAGCUUGUGGAUGCUGGAAUGAGAGAACUUCAGGAGGAAACGGGCAUCACCCUGGGCCCAGAAGAAUAUUCUCCUCAAAUGCUAGGACUGUGGGAGUCUGUGUUUCCUCCAAUGCUGAGCCGAGGAUUGCCAUGCCGCCAUCAUAUUGUCUCAUACAUGCUAGUACAAAGCACACAAACCCAUCAUGAGUUAGAGGAGAGAUUACGCCCAAAUCCUCAGGAGGUCAGUGCCUGUGUUUGGGUUGGCCCUGCUGUUGUGCAAGCCAUUGUCUCAUCAAUUGACGGUGAAGAUGAUUGUGGAAGAGUGCCAGAUGACCUCCCGGAAGCUGUGAGGAUAUCAGAGGUCAUGAAGGAUGGUGUUUUGCAUCAAACCAAUUUGCCUCUUUCUGUGCUCAUAAAUAAAGCAACAACACAAGGACCAGACAUUGAGAGGGUUAGUACUGGUACAAAGUUUGCCCUGGAACUAUGGCUGAAGACUCUAGCGAUCACACAGAGGAGUGACAGAAAUCAAAAUGAAAAAGGUGCUGACCCUGUCCAAUAGAGAAUGAGAAAAAAAAAACAUAUUUAAAGUGGAUUGCUUCUUAAAAGUUGAGAACCAAACAUAGAAAUAUUAACUGUACAGAGGACAUGAAACUGAAGAUUGAUCCUCUCUGAUAUUUCAUUGCAAAUAACAUGUCUUUGUGAACAAUUGUUAAAUAAUGGUAAAGUUGUUAUUAUUCCUUUUUAUAGGUCUCUUACUCAUUUUUGAGUGUUAUUUACUGUAUACAGUCACCACAAUAAAAACAGACCUGAGGUUAUCAGACAGUGAAACUAAUUUACAGUACACAUAGAGCAGAUAUCUUGUUUAUACACAUUUUGACCUUCAUUUGCAGGAUAUAAUUUCUCAACAGCUCUUGGCUUAAAACAGUUCAUUUGAAUAGCUGAAAGUUAAUUAUAACAAUUUUUUGCACUUUGGAGUCUGAACCUUUAUGCAUCAGUAUAAAGAAUUGGCAAAAAGGUGGGCCUGGCAUGAAGGAGGUGAAUAUACCACAGAACUGAGCCUUGCUCUUCAAAGCAUUUUCUUAGUAGAGAGAAAAAAUAUGUAUGUAUUAUAAAGUAAAGAAAAUAAAUAAUGUAGCAUUCUCAUGUGCAUUAAUAGGAAAGACCCUUAUUUGUACACAGUCCAUUGUUUUCUCAUAAUUGUUGAAGUAUGUUAAAUAUGUAUGAAAUUCAAAUGUGUACUUCUCAUUCCCACUAUGUUAAAAAAAUAACUUUGUGCCUCAGGAAACAGCUGACCUUAUUCCUUUGGGAAAAAUACUCCUUCAUGUUUCACUUUUUACAUGAUUUAGUCAUGCAGACUACUGUAAAAAAAAUUAUGCUUAUAUUUUGGAUUUAUACUCAGUGUUUUCUUUUUCCUUUGAAUUAUUGGAUUUUAGGCCAUUAGGAUUUUAUGCCUGUUGAAAGUAUCUCGGUCUAGUUUAUUUCAAGAAGAAAAGCAAUACACUUAAUCAAUGAUGAUAAAAGCAAUAAAAAUGCUUUAUCAGUGUCUGUCUCCUUUCUCCACACACUGAUUCUCUUUGUUGAUGGUAACAUACAUUUAUACUCAUAAGUGGUGUUCAGUCUGCCACAAAGUAUUGGUUCAGGAAUAAAGCCAUUUGAAAGUCUGGUUUAGGAAUCUUUUAAUAGAUGACAAUGGUACUGAGUUUUCUGGUUUUAUCAACAGAAAAGCGAUUGGCUUAUAGGUGGGUAAGAAAAAAAGGUCUUUUCUUGUUCAUUCGUUUGGUUUCUAAGAGGUACAAUCAAAGAAAAAUGUCUUCUACAGCUUUUCUCACUCAUUCACUUUCUUAGAAACACCUGUAUGCAAAUGGAUAGUCGAUGUCUGUUCAACUUUCAAGUUGUUGCCAGUGUCGAUUUCUUUGUAUAGAUGCAGGUUUUUCUUGGGAUUUCAAUGGGGUGAACCCAUGCUUAGCUAGCAUAUGUUAAACAGUAAAGGUCCAGUCACCAUCUGAUAUGUUUUAAUGCUUCCUCCUCUUUAUCAUGCACUUUUUGUUGAUUUUCCAGUUUUGUUUCACAGUAUUGACGCCCAAACUUGUAUGCCUCUUUUAAUUUAGAGAAUGGAAGAUCCUUCAAUUUCUGAUCCUUUUUGCUUAAAGCAGAUUUUAUAUUUAAAGGAAAUUUUUAAAGCAUCUGUUUUGAUAGGGUGUGGUGUAAAUGGAGAAUAUUGCUGCAUUUGUUAAUUUAUGUCUCGGCUUACUAGCAGCAAAACAUAUAGCUGAAACAGGAAUGUCUAACAUGGGUAAAGUUUUGGAGAGGGAUAAAUGGCUUCAGGUUGUGUAACUGUACAUACCAUCCUUUUACUUCUAAAGUAAAAUGUUUUCUUCUCAGGAUAUUAGUUAAUUAUCAGUGAGGCCAUGGUAUAGUCCAGCACCUGCUGUUCAUUCUGCCUAGUCUGGAAGGUAGGGUGAACAAUAGAAAUAGGACAGCAUUUAUACCUAAUUGUUUUUGACAUUGUUUUGUGUAUUGCUCAUUUUUUCAAUAUCUGACUGUUAUUUAAAUAUCUUUGGUCUGAUUAAAAAAAAAGCAAAUGUAAACAGCAGCUAGAUAAAAACUUGCUUUCUACUUAAAGUUAAUUAAGAAUUUCAGUCUCAGACUUCAGUUGCAUUAUUUUGAAUUUUGAAAAACUAGAAAAAAUUAGAAAAGAGGGGUUGCUAAUCCACUCUGGCCCACUAAACGUAAAAGAUAGUCUUAUUAAAAAAAAUUAAAUUUGAAUUGGUAAAGUGUUUGACGUGGGAUAAUAAGAACAGGAAUAACUCAGAUAAUUAGCUUACUUAUUCAUUAGCAGAAAAAAAUGACUUGUAGCUAAGAAAGUAAUGUGAAUACUUUGCUGCAGACAGAGCAGGUUUCAAGAGUUCAGUUUGAAGUGUCUGCAUCUUCAGUUUGGUUAUCACAGCAGAGUUUUGCCAGGCUGUGGUUCAGCAACUUUUUUUACUGCAGGUAAUCUCUUAAUUAGAAACGGAUUCCUAUAUUUUCCAACAGCUUUGGGAGCAUCAUAUUGGUUUUGUUGCCUCAUUGUUCCUCUGCUCCCAAACACAUACAGUCCAUUUUAUAUUAACUAGCAUCUAGCAUCUCGAUGGUUGUGUGUGCAGUUCCUGCUUUUACUUUUACCUACUAGGAUAUAUGCAGACAGGCCCAGUGACCGUGAAGGCUUAAAAAAUGACUGAACUGGUGACUCCUGCUUCUAUGAUUCCAUAAAAUUGACAGUUGUACCAAAAUUUACACUUUUGGUGCUUCUCUUAUUUGCAAAAGAUGAAUUUUGUACAGUAGAGAGAGCGUGUUUCUAGCCUUUUUUAUUUUGUCAGGAUAAAAAUAUUUGCGCUAGUAUAUGUAUGUGUAUAUGAGUGUGUGUGUGUGUGUUCACACAUCUGUCCUUGCUCAGAUAGGUUCCAGCUUCCCCACAACCCCAGCUCAGGAAAAAGUGGGCUUCAAAGAUGGAUGGAUUAAUGGAUGGAUAUUUUUUUACAUUUGCAAAUGAACAAGAAUGCAUUGCUUGACUAAUUGCAAAGUAAUUUUCUAGCCUGAUUCUUUAAGUUAAAAAAAAAAACACUCCUUAAAAAGCAAUGAGUGUAACAAUCAAUUUUUAUUAACAAAACAUUGUGAACACCAAUUUUCUUUAUAAAACAAAUAACGUUGGGUGUUUUUCCUUCCUGUUUUUGUUUUUUGAGAACGUGCUGGGGAAGUUGGAGCAUGAAGCAGGAAUUCGGAGUGUUUUUUUUUUUUGCUUUGACUUAACUGUGAAUAUCAGAGAAUUAAUCUUGAGCGUUCUGAUGAUAAUGCCUGAAACAUUUUCCUGUGCUGUGAAAAACUGCACAAAUUAUUGUCAAGAUGCUCUGUUACUUGUGUGUGUCAUUUUUGGGCGAGAAGGGGGCAGCUAUGCUGGUGGAACCCCCAAUGCAGUGUGAAAAACUACCAAAGAUUUUUCUGAGUCUCUUUUUGAAAGAAAAGAAAAAAACACCUGGGAAUGGAGUGGUCAUCAGAAUUUUAUUACUUCUUCUGGGACUGAAUGAUGAGUUAUCACAGCCAUGUUGUAUGAUUCUUUGUAUCACUGUGUAUUUGCUGUUAAUAGUUUUGAUGCAAAUAAAUACCAUUUUCAAGUAAAA
Polypterus senegalus (gray bichir) is the source of this 4844-nucleotide messenger RNA. RefSeq names its product nudix (nucleoside diphosphate linked moiety X)-type motif 17 (gene nudt17). Gene Ontology annotation, biological process: NADP+ catabolic process; NAD+ catabolic process. Gene Ontology annotation, molecular function: NADH pyrophosphatase activity. The transcript has 9 exons. The coding region runs from base 305 to 1249 and encodes 314 amino acids. Gene Ontology annotation, cellular component: cytosol. The record is from RefSeq and is a predicted model, not a curated record. Lineage: Eukaryota; Metazoa; Chordata; Cladistia; Polypteriformes; Polypteridae.